AUGCGUCUCGAGUUAGACACUGCACGACAGGUCGUGCUGAAUGCUGCGGAUACCACGGACCUCCUGGGAAACAGGGCCGGAAAGAGGGCCAUUGCGCAGUGUAAGAUCUUGGUUCCCAUGGUGGCCACUAAGAUCAUCGAUGAAUGCAUGCAAAUGUAUGGGGGCCAGGGCUUGACGCAACAUACGCCAUUCCCCGAGAUGUGGACGUACGCGAGAUUUGUAAGGAUUGCCGACGGUCCCGAUGCGUCUCAUCGACAUCAGUAG
Molecule: messenger RNA, 264 nt
Organism: Colletotrichum spaethianum
Lineage: Eukaryota; Fungi; Ascomycota; Sordariomycetes; Glomerellales; Glomerellaceae
Product: acyl-CoA dehydrogenase family member 10
Exons: 1
Coding region: 1-264 (87 amino acids)
Molecular function (GO): oxidoreductase activity, acting on the CH-CH group of donors
Source: RefSeq, a predicted model, not a curated record